CCAACUCGAGUUAGUAAAGACCAAUUGGCUCUCUCGACAUGUUUCAGAGUCUUUGACGAACAUGUUUGUGUACGAAACCCUUUACGACUCAUGUUAUUAAUAAGUUAGUUGAAUUAUUGAAUACAUGACAUAACAAGCAUGUUCAAACUAUUUUUUUUUUUUUUUUUUUGACAAUAAGCAUGUUCAAACUCCAGGACCAUGAAUUCGCUUUCAAUUGAAUGAGCAUGCAAGAUUCAUUCUUCCGCCUUAUUCAACAACUCAAAUAAUUGGAACCAACAAAUUCUCAAUCAUUACUUUGUUGUGAUAUCUCAAAUUACUAAGAGAGAUUCAGUUUUAUAAGUUCGAAAUUAAGAGAAGGUUUUAGAUGACAAAUGAGAUAUAAUUUAGGAGAAGUUGAGGCCACUCACUGCCACUUCUCCAUAAACUAUUUAAGCAUAGCAUGUAGUGCAUUGUAAGAUGUAUCUUUUUAAUCUAAUUUUGUGGUGGAGAAGUGCAUGCUUUUUCAAAAUUGGCGCCAUUUGCUUAUUUUAUUGCAACGAGAGAAUGGACAUAUACGUACUCUUAAAUUAGAACUAACAUACAAAUUGACAACUGAUUUGGAGAUUAUUUAUAAUUAUCUUCACAUGGAUUCUUGAUUAAACAAAAGGGGGUUUAAUUCACGGUUGAUUAUGCAAAUAAUAUGUAUUGAAUUCAUCUAUGAUACCUUUAGACCUAACAAGUGAUGCCAAAUUGCACAUAUACCAUCAUCUCUUUCUUUAUUUGUUCCAUGCUCCAUGCAUUUAGGCUAUAUAUAUUUUCUUGUUUAUAAAACUUGCGACAUAGGGUCGAAAGUUUGAUACCCGUAAUUUUGAUAUACUUAUCUUUUAUAACCAAAAGAAAUUUGUGAUAUAACUUCACAUAUUCAGGGAUGGUUCCGGAACAUCCCUAAAAUUUGAUUUUUUUUUAAUAUCCAGAUAAUAGUUUCGGGUUUGCAAAAAAAAAAAAAGUCGUUCCUAUAUUUGGAACUCGUGACCAAAGGGCAAAUGUUUCAUUACACCACAAGUCGUUUUAUGUCAAAAUUAAAGGGUAAAUACAAUUUAAUAGCCAAACCUUUCGUUUUAAACAAAAUAAUAGCCAAACCUUUUCGAAAACAAUUUAAUAGCCAAACUGUCAACUUUCCGUCCAGUUGACUGUUAGUUGACUAUGACGUGGCAAAAUUUUAAGUGAGUUGGAAGAUUUUUGCUGAUGUGGCAGGAAGUCAAACGUUUGGCAUGUCACAUAAAUAUUACAUAAUUUUAUAAAAUAAAUUUUGUUAUCAUACAAAUAAAUUAAAUUUAGAUAAAUAAUACUAAAAGUAAAUGAAAUUGGGAAAUUUCUCAAUCACUUCAGAACACCUAUCCUUCUUCUCUGCAUCUCAACCCCUUUCCGUCUAUCAAGCCCUUUUCCCAGUCGUCCUGCGCCGAUGUCGAGUAACUUCACAACCAGUCCGACCAUUUCCCCAUUUGUCGAUUCCCCAAUCGUCCGUCAAAACACCACAAAGCCUAGCCCUGUUCUUUCUGCUCUGGUCGAUUCCUCUUCUCGGCAAAGACCAAACGCCCUUCCCUCCGCUAAUCCUCUCGGAUUGCCGCUCAACUGGCAAGAGCCGACCCCGUCAAUCGAAUCCGACAAUUGGUUCAGCAUCCUUCCCCGAUCUGGCCCUCUCUAGUCUCGACCCGCCACAACGCGACCUUGAUUCUGGCAACACUUAUUCUUCUUUCUCUGACUCGUAAGUCGUAUCCACGACGGCAACAUAUUCAACUACAAGAAAAAAAAUUUCUCUUCCCCGUCCCAUUCAGGCGACCGCCGCCGCCGCGUACUACUGCCGUCAUCAGAGAUUAAUAAGAUUCAGAUCUCUGUCUUGGUAGAUGUUUUAAAGUGGAGAAUCAGAUUCCCAUUUUUGUCCCGGAAGAGAUUGAGUCUCAGAAGUGAAGAUGUGGUGGUAAUUUCAGAUGAUGCGUCCCAGGAUCAAAUCCCUAAUUUUGGGUUGCCGGGGCGGCCAUAGAACUCCAUUUUAAAACUUGGUGUGGUGUCUUUUAUCCAAGUUCCUGAAGCUUCCUCUGUAGUCGAUCCUGAGGAACGAAUCCCCAUUUGGGAGAGGCAAAAAAUUUGGACUUUAGAAAGUGGAGUGACUUGCUUGGCUAACGAACGAUGAAGAGUCCCCUUACCGCCGAAGAGGGAUUUGUAUAUAGAGAGAGGAAGUUGAAUGGACGGAUUAGAAUAGAGAGAGAGUUGAAUGGAUAAGCUUCAUCUUUAUUUUUUAUUUUGUUUUUCUAUUUUUAAACAUAAAAAUUAAAUUGUAAAAAGAAUAGUAAUCCAUGUCACAUGGUCAAAUAUUUGACAUUCUGCCACAUCAGCAAAAAAUUAUCCAGCUCACUUAAAAUUUUGCCACGUCAUAGUCAACUAACGGUCAACUGGACGGAAAGUUGACGGUUUGGCUAUUAAAUUGUUUUCGAAAAUGUUUGAUUAUUAUUUUGUUUAUAACGAAAAAGGUUUGGCUAUUAAAUUGUAUUUACCCAAAAUUAAAAUACCUAAUGAAUUUAUACAAUAAACCAAGGCCCAAUUAAGGCCCAACGUAAUUAAUUCAAUAUUCUCUCAAAUCCUAAUAAGUUUUCUUCUUUUUCUGACUAAUUUUUCUAUGACACUUUGAGAACAUGACCAUUAUUAUGGUAUAAAAUAUGAAUGAUGAGAUAUUGAGAGAUUUAUUAGAUUAAAAAGGAAACGAUGAAUUAGUUGAUAAUAAAAACAAAAAUGAGUCUAUUAUGUUCAUCUGUAUAUUUGCUUAUGAAACUAAUAUUUGAUUACAUCGAUCAAUUGACAUUGUAAAGAUGUCUCAACUCUACACUACAUAGAAAUUUCAUUUUAACAUUUGAUUAAUACUGAAAAUGAGCAAUAGAGGCAAGAGAGAGAGACCCAGAAAAAGGACCAGAAGAAUAUAUAAUACAAAAUGAAACUGCAAUGGAACAAGGAAUUUCACGGCAGAAACAAUGAAACAACAUGGCAAACACAACCCAAUGGCAAUCACAAUGACUUUGACCCAGAGGAGAAAAAAAAAACCAACAAAACUCAUUCAAGAGUAGGGAUGGCAAUUUUGACCUGACCCGUUUUACCCAACCUAUUUGAUCUGCUUUGGGGCGGGUCCGACCUGCCCCGUAGGCGAGGCGGGGCGGGCAUGGGUACCUCUCAUCGACCUGACCUGCCCCGACUCACCCCAUUCUUGACCUGUUCUUGCCUAAAUUACAUGUAAUUUUAGUAAAAUUAUUUAGGACUUUCCUCUUAUUACCUCAUAUUUUAGCUAUAAUAAACUUGUAAAUAAGUGAACACCUUAAUUUCUCAAAUAAUUUAACUACAUUUCAUCAUAUAAUGGUUUCUUUCUUGGCAUUUUAAUGAAUAACGAAUAUUUCUAAUAUUUUUCGCAUAAAUUAGAUACACAUUG
Messenger RNA from Linum trigynum, 3451 nucleotides. Lineage: Eukaryota; Viridiplantae; Streptophyta; Magnoliopsida; Malpighiales; Linaceae. The record is from the annotation of a GenBank genome assembly.